Messenger RNA from Arachis ipaensis, 402 nucleotides. Its product is annotated as UPF0481 protein At3g47200-like. NCBI's taxonomy places the organism in Eukaryota, Viridiplantae, Streptophyta, Magnoliopsida, Fabales, Fabaceae. The record is from RefSeq and is a predicted model, not a curated record.
AUGACUGAAGUUAGGUUGAGGAAUAUUGUAGCUUUGGAGCAGUGUCAUUAUCCUUGUCAUCACUACCUCACUGACUACGUUGACUUCCUUGCUCAACUUGUCAACUCAAACAAGGAUGUGGAUGUCCUCAUAAAUGCUGGAAUAAUUGAGAGUACCAUAAGUGUUAAUGACAGUUCGGUGAAUAAGAUAUUCAGUGAUGUUGGGAAAAAUAUUCUAAUGGAAAAUUAUAAUGCUAAUUAUCUCCAAAUUUGUCAUGGUUUGAAUGCUUACUACAAGCAUCCUUGGCACACUAAAAUGGCAACUCUGAGACGCGAUUAUUUCACCACUCCAUGGAAGACAGCGACUUUCAUUGCUGGAAUUGCAUUGCUCCUUCUUAUUCUUAAUCAGACAGUAUGUUCUUGA